GCAGACGGUUUAAGUGACCAAUUGGUUCAAUUUUUUGAAACCUGAAAUGAGGUUGUUUAUUGUGAUAUUUGCAUUGCUAGCUAGCACAGUUUCUGCCCAUUACGAUUGGGAAAAUGUUCAACCGCGACAUGUUGACUCUCUUUUGAAGAAACUACCGCGAGGAAAAGCCAUUGAUGGACGCAUUACAAAUGGCGAAGCAGCAGCUGCAAAACAAUUUCCCUACCAAGUUGGAUUAAUGCUUUACUUGGACAAUGGAAGAGCUUGGUGCGGAGGAACUUUAAUAUCAAACCGUUGGGUCUUGACUGCAGCUCACUGUACUGAUGGAGUUAAUGGUGUUGAUGUUUAUUUGGGAGCGACUAAUCGAACAGAUAGAAGUGAGGCCGGACAACAAAUUAUUUACGUUGGUAAAAAAUACGUCUUUGUGCAUGAAAAAUGGGACUCAAGUCAAUUGGUGAAUGACAUUUCCGUUCUUAAACUUCCAAUUCCAAUUGAUUUCAAUGAUUAUAUUCAACCAGCUGCUUUGCCAAAAUUAGGAGAAUCGUCACUCUACACGGGUGAAAAAACCAUCGCUUCUGGAUGGGGUCGAGAUAGCGAUUCUGCUAAAGGUGCAUCUGAAAUCUUACGUUGGGUAGAAGUUCCAAUUAUGGCCAACAAUGUAUGCAACCGUUACUACCAGGGCUCCGUAAAGGAUACAAAUAUUUGUAUAAGUACAAAAGGAAAGAAAUCAACUUGCAAUGGAGAUUCUGGUGGUCCUUUAGUUUUGAAUGAUGGAAGUAAUACUGUUAUUGGUGCAACUUCGUUUGGAAUUAUUUUCGGUUGUGAAGUCGAAUUUCCAGGGGUAUUUACAAGAAUAACUUCGUACUUGGAUUGGAUUAAAGAAAAAACUGGAAUUUCAAAUGAAUGAAUUUAAGACGGUAUUUAAACAAUACAAUUAAAAGUAAUGUACAAAUGA
Molecule: messenger RNA, 952 nt
Organism: Eupeodes corollae
Lineage: Eukaryota; Metazoa; Arthropoda; Insecta; Diptera; Syrphidae
Product: brachyurin-like
Exons: 4
Coding region: 47-904 (285 amino acids)
Biological process (GO): proteolysis
Molecular function (GO): serine-type endopeptidase activity
Source: RefSeq, a predicted model, not a curated record